Messenger RNA from Oikopleura dioica, 216 nucleotides. NCBI's taxonomy places the organism in Eukaryota, Metazoa, Chordata, Appendicularia, Copelata, Oikopleuridae. The record is from the annotation of a GenBank genome assembly.
AUGCGAUUUUUUAAAAAUAUGAUUGUUCUUUCUUCCUCUCUUGUUUUUGCUCAAACAGGCGUCGACCUGUAUUCCUGCCUCAGAGCCGCCAAUUUCGACCUGGAGCUUUCCAACGAGUGCUUCGACAACGCUUAUAACCGAGCUAGUCCAAAAGAUUUCCGACAGACGCGAUUGCCUCUUUCCGUUCUUUUUAGCUCAAGAAUUCUCAGAUAUUGA